CCGGAAGUGACGUUGUUUAUUUUGAAAAUUCAUGGCGCUGAGUAAAAUCAGGACUUUUAAAACGUUAUCUGGAGUUUUCUAUUAGUUUGGUGUGAAAGCUGCAUUUCAACAUGAAGAGAGUUCAGAUAAAAGACACAGCGAUUCCCAGUUUGACAUCAAGAGCGACACAUGUCAAGAACGACACAGACAAUAAGAAGAACCAGCACAGGACUCUAAAAGUCCCAUCUACAAGAUAUGGGCAACAGAAUGACAUAAGGGAGCAGAAUAAAGUUCUGACGGCAACAAAUGAAGACCUGCAGAGGCAGCUUGAAGAAAUGAAGGAAACUGUGACUGAACUGGAGCAGCGAUGCACAGACCUCCAAGGAGAAAAUCGAGAAAUUCAAAAACAGCUGCGAGACUGUCAUGUCCUCCUUGUUGCGGAAAACUUGGACCCAGUUUCAGGGGAAAAGUUGGGCCAGACAGCACAACAGAAAGAAGAACAAAGAAAAGAAGUUAUGACGGUUUCUCAAAAUCUCCUGACUGAGCUGAAACUGUUUGGUGAGACAGCAGAAGACCAUGCAGCAAAUUUACUGGAAGUGCAGAACAUCAUGAGGGACCUGACGGAAGCACAUGAAAAGCUCCAGCAGGAGAGGGCAUUGUUCACUUUGGAUGUGGAGGAAAUGGAGAGAGCUCUGGGAGAGGCAGAGAGACUCUUGAUUGAAUAAAUGAAAGAAACUCUUUCACUGGCCAUAAAUACUGCAGUGCCAUAUGGUGUUGUUCUGAGAUCUGUCAGUCUGAGAACGAGAAGCAUUUGGACAAAAGUGGAACAUACUGUUGCAUUCAAAGGAACAUACAGCUCACACCAUUUGAAGAAACACAUUUUUAAGAAUACUUUUUUUUUUUUUUUUUUUUUCUUUUUUUUUUCUUUACAUACAAAGUGUUUGUCCGCUUACAAGUUAAGAUAUUAAUAUAAACUUUUCAUGUAGCUGUAAAACUGCAAAGCACUUCUUGAAUGAUGCUGACUAUGUUGUUUUCAUUUGUAUUCUUUGUGCAAAUAUGACCUUAAACAUGAUUAAAUGUUAAUCUGGUUCAACAAGA
Messenger RNA from Labeo rohita (rohu), 1077 nucleotides. RefSeq names its product kinetochore localized astrin (SPAG5) binding protein (gene knstrn). The coding region runs from base 111 to 704 and encodes 197 amino acids. Gene Ontology annotation, cellular component: kinetochore; mitotic spindle; centriolar satellite. The record is from RefSeq and is a predicted model, not a curated record. NCBI's taxonomy places the organism in Eukaryota, Metazoa, Chordata, Actinopteri, Cypriniformes, Cyprinidae. The transcript is spliced from 8 exons. Gene Ontology annotation, biological process: spindle organization; mitotic sister chromatid segregation; regulation of attachment of spindle microtubules to kinetochore.